AUGGAAGAAGAUGCGCCUCCAUCUUAUACCCCACGACCCACUGGUGACUCCGUCACGGUGAGGGCUUACACCACCUAUCACGAGGGAGCUUCCCCUCAGGAGAACCAUCGACUGAAUGAGGAGGCUCGAAUCACACAACAGCGAACCGGCGAGGGUCUUCAGUCUGCAACCUCUGUUCAGUCGCUCAUUCUGCCAGAGUCACCCGUGACCCCCUCUCGUCCAGGAAACGUGACCGGCAGACCUGUUCAGUCGCUGGUUCUACCCACCAAUCCUCGUACACACGGACGGUCGAGAUCGGCCACGUCCUUGGCACCCCCUCGACCCACCGCUCGACGAAUGAGCCCGUCGCCUACCCGCACAUCACAAAAUACAAGACCUGCUGCCUCGCCGUCGCCCUCCAGGCUGACACCUGCUCGAACUCCAAAUACGCCUGCAGCAAGACCCGCAGCCACCUCUCCUAGAACUCAUGCACCUGCUCAGCGGGUGCCUUCUUCUCCCCAGCCUUCCAGACCACAAUACUCGCCUCAGGCUGCACGAUCUCAACCCUCACUAACCCCUGCCCGGAGCACCACAAGCAUAGUCAGCACGGCCAGUACAGCUACCACAGCAAGCUCUAGCAGCUCUCGACCACGAGCGCCGGCUCAGGCUCCCCCUCCACCACCCACACAGGCGGCCCCUCCCGUUCCAGGAGUUCCCAGCACCACCCAUCGCCCUCCUCCCCCCGCUCAGGCACCUCCUCCUCCCCCUCCUCUGGGAAACCAAGCACAAGCACACCCAACCCCUGCGGCUACGACAACUCCUCGGCCAGAAUCCCCACCUCUCAUAACCAUUUCUUCCGAGUCUUUUGUUCCACCAACCGCCUCGCCUUCUUCGUCAUCCUCAUCAUUGGAGUCUCAGAUCUCUACGGUGUCGUCAGUGGCACCUCCUAUUCCUGGACUGCAUUAUGCUCUACACACUAUUCUGGAUUGUCCUCCUAAUGCAUCCAAUCUCGACAUUGAACAGGCGUUUAGAACCGAGACUCUGCGAACCCUCAAGGACUGCGAUGGGCUCUCGGGCUUCCGAAACUUUUGUUGUUAUUCCUUUGCAUUUCAGAUUCUCAAUAACCCAAGCUCCAGAAACCAGUACAUGCAACGAGAGGAUCACGACGACGCUCUGCUGCUUGAACUGCAAGCUCAGAGAUCUCCUCAAGAGCCUGCUGUGUUCUUCCAGUCUCUCUUUGCGGGCUUUUUCCACCCUCCCAUUCCUGUCCCCGUGGCAACCAUGGGACUGGUUGAUCUUCUAAAGGAAGCCGAAGCUGAGCAGUGGGAAGUCACACCCGACAUGCCUCCUCCUCCUCCAGUCAACUGGAUUCCUACCCAGGACGCUACUCUGAUCAAUGCCAUCUUCGGAGAUGCUGUUAUUUCUCAACGAUGGUUCAAGAGUCUGGAGUUUGUGUCUCGACUCGCCACGUCCAAUUCCAAGCAUAUCAAUUGGUACGAGGCUCUCCUCGACAUUGCUCUUGACGAGGAUGUUGCAGCGGUAUCUUCUCCAGCCAUGAGAGACUACCUCGCUAAAGGAGUGCAAUCUGAGGGUUUCUCCCAAACGUUCACAGAAACUGUUCAGACAGAGAUGAACAAGCUGUUUUUGCAGCCCGUUCCUUUCAGUUCCGAUGUCGUCAGGGCUACAGGCUACAUGAUCAUGGCCGAGAUGGAGGACAAGAUGAGAGGUAACACCGUACAGCGGAACCUGGUGGCUGACUCUCUAGAGCGGGCUAUUCGACGAUCGCACGCUGUUGCCCAGCACUGGAGACGACACAAGUUCUCCGAUGACGAUCAGGUCAAUUUGGUAUACACCCGAGCAGUGUACAUGAACCUGCAGCAGAUCCAUCGCCGAGUCCAGGAACUGUGUCGAUUGCUGGUUAGCGACCCCUCCCUUCAACGAAUCUACCGACUAUGGGAGAUUGGCAACUUCAUGUACAUCGCCUCUCAGCAGCGAGAGCUCAUUGGCGUGCCUUUCGACAACUUUAUGGCCGAGACGGUCUCCAUAACUGCUCACAGAGAAGCCUACUAUGCCAGCGAGACACCCAAGAAACAUCUGCGGGGAUUCGAUUAUACCGAGUCUACUGAUGGUCUUUGUCUAUGGGACACGAUUAUCGCCAGUGGAGAGAAGGAGCGAAAUGGAAACAAGGGUAGUUUCAGCACCGGGUCUGAGGGCUAUGCUUCCAUUCGCGACUCUUCCAACAAGCCAGUUCGGCCCAUCCACACGUUUGUGACAGAUCUUCAGCCGAAUCCUCCGGUUUCUCAGAACUAUUAUACUGAUGUUGGAUCUGAUACCAGCGGCUAUUAUGGAGACGUGGGAUCGGACAAUGGGAACAGUGAUCUGCUAGGGUCACCCUUCAGAGUUCGUCCCGGCCGAGUGGCGUAA
Yarrowia lipolytica CLIB122 is the source of this 2403-nucleotide messenger RNA. RefSeq lists its product as uncharacterized. The record is from RefSeq and is a predicted model, not a curated record. Lineage: Eukaryota; Fungi; Ascomycota; Dipodascomycetes; Dipodascales.